Centruroides sculpturatus (bark scorpion) is the source of this 2498-nucleotide messenger RNA. RefSeq lists its product as uncharacterized. Bases 269 to 1276 code for a protein of 335 amino acids. Gene Ontology annotation, cellular component: mitochondrion. NCBI's taxonomy places the organism in Eukaryota, Metazoa, Arthropoda, Arachnida, Scorpiones, Buthidae. The transcript is spliced from 2 exons. Gene Ontology annotation, biological process: regulation of lipid metabolic process. The record is from RefSeq and is a predicted model, not a curated record.
UUAUAAUAAUAAUAAUUGUAUGAAAUGUCAUAUUUAAGUAACCUAUUUUUUGUUGAUUGUUUUAGUGUUUUAUAUAAUUCAAAAUUUAUUUCCAGGUAGAAAACCUCAAUAUAUGACAUCAGGUCUAAAGGAAAUUAGAUUUUGAUUUAUGAUGGCACUUUAACAGCUGUUUUUGUGAACCAAUUAGGUCAUAAAAUCACCUAGUGUAUAAAUGAAUAUAUAAAAUGAAAACCAGAAUUUAUAUCAUUGGUUGGAGGUGAAUGUCAAAAUGAGGAUUUUGAAUCUUGGAAAACCGGUGGACGUUCCUAAAUUAAAUGAAUCUAUGGCAAUAGAACUUGGUGCCGAAUUAUUAGGUGAAACUAUCAUAUUUGGAAUUGCAGCUCUAACAAUAGUAGCAGAAUAUAUCAGGCAAUCAUUAAAAGAGAAAGAUAAAGAAUUUAAGCAAGAGACUAGACUGAGAAAUAUAGAAACUAAUAUGAAAAGAUUACAAGAAGUAGUUCAUGAUCAAAAUAUUUUAAUAGUGGAAUUAAAGCAAUUAAGCGAACAGCAGAAAUUUUCAUUAAGUAAUUUAAUGAAUAAAAUGAAAAAAGAAACAAAAUCAAAAAGUGAAGCUUUAUUAAAAAAAGAAAACUCAACAAAACUAAAUCCUAAAAAUGUUAAUUUAAUUGAUUGUGUUACAGAAGAUGUGAAGAAAAAUUUCGGAUUAUGUCCCUUGGACAAAAUAAAGGAUGAAAAUUAUUCUUGUCUUAUCUGCAAGAAAUAUGGAUUUAAAACAAAAACUUUGCAUCCUAAAAAAGAGGACAAAAUAGAGAAAAUUCUAAAAAUGCCAACCAGUCGCCUACAGUUGGCUUUAUUUGAUGCUGUCAAAGCUAUCAGAGGACCUAAAAAAGAAAGCAGAGCCAUUUCUGCAAUACCGGAAGCUAAGAAAACAGUUCAGAGUUCUUCCAGAUCUAUAAUUCAGGAUGCAAUAUUAGAUGCUUCCAAAUUAAUAACUGGGGAUGAAAAAAAUGGUAGCAAGUUGAAUAAAAAAUUUUCAUAUCCUGUUCAUUACGUAGAAUUAGAUUUAAUUACAGAAAAUAAUCCUUUACAAAAUGCCAUUGAAGAUGCUUUAGAUGUCUUAUUUGGUGAAGUGCACUUGCCAGUGUAUAAUAUACCUAAAAAAAUAGAUAAUUCUGUUAAAACCGAAAGUAAAUAUAAAAUAGAAAAUUAUUAUCAAUCCAAUAUCUUCCAUGAUGCAUUAGAUGAAGCUGUUGAAUAUAUAAUUAGAGAAGAAUGAACUGUAUUAUGAACUUGCAGUUGUGAUUUUGAUCAAAUCACCAUAUUUAUUACAGACAUUUUUUUUUUUUUUUUUUUAUAAAUUCUUGACAAUAGAAUAAAUUCCAUACUUGUAAUUAUACAUGUACAUGUGAUGAUUAUUUAUGCUUAUGUAUUUUUAAUGUUGCUGCACAAGUAGCAUGAAAUGAAAAAUUAAAAGUUAAUAAUGAAUAAUUUGAAGUAAUUUUUAUUUAACAAUUUCUAGUUUUUCACAAAUAAACUUAUUAGAAAAGAAAACAUGCAUUGUUGAAUGCUUAAAACAUUUUGGGACUGUUCAUUUUAAAGUUUAAUUUAUUCAAAAAAAUUUGAAAGGAUUAAGCUUAAAAAUGGAUAAGUAGUUAAAAAUAUUUGAUUCUAUGAUACAAAAUGUUUUAUAAAUUUUAACAUUCAAAAUACAGUGUCUUCCAAAAAGAACAUUCCAUUUUAAAUUAUUGUAAUUAUGUUAAUUAUCAUCUGAAAAUAGUGUAAUGUACAGUACAUUGGAAAACUGAUCAACUUUCAUAUUUGCCCAUUAAUUUCUUGAUGCAUGUACCUUGUGUCAUAUGGCACACAUCCAACAAAUACUGAAAUUCUUCUAUGCUUGCCUUAGUAUAUCCAUGUCACUUUUCCCACAUUUAGCCACAAUUCUAUGGCUCCUACAAAUUAAUUCAUGUUGCAUGGUGAGGAAUGUUCAUGACUUUUCAAACUGCAGAAUACAAAAUGCUUUCUCUGUUGAAUUGCCAUUUUCAUUUACUGUGCUUUCUCGAGGGAAUAGAUGAAUGCAGAUGGAAAAUGAAACUUUGAUAGUUACUAUAUCAAUGGGUUUAUAUUGCAAACUUCUUGGAUAAUAAUUAACAUAAUUAUAAUAAUUUAAAAUGGUAGCAUUCGUUUUGAAAGACUGUAUAUUGACUUACUAAAUUUUUUUAGUUUAAACAGUUUGUCUCUAAUUUAAUUGUUUAGUAAUUUGUAGAAAUGAAUUGUUUGGUUCGAGAAUAUAAUAAAUUACAUAACUGCAUGACAGUUUUAUGUUCUUACUUCAAAUUAUUCUUUGUUUAUAAAUUUCUUAAAUGUACAAAUGCAUACAUGAACAAACUAGUCAUUUACUUAUAAAUAAAAUGUUAUGUUUAUUUAAGUUGAUUUAUUGAUUUAUAUUAAAAAAUAUACAGGAUGUAUCAGGAGGAAACAUAAAUACUUGGGGAAAUGAA